GCAAGCAUGUGGUGUGGGAAGCAUCUGAAGAUGACUUGUAUGUCAAAAGAGGAGUCUCAAGAGGAAGAGCAUUGCAGCUUCUUUUUCCAGCUGCUUUCAGAGUUUCUGAGUUUCUCUGCUGAUAGUUUCUCAGCUCUUAUGAGAUAUCCUGUUUCAAACUGUGAGGCAUCAAUGAUUAUCAUUGAGAAGUUCAUUAUGGAACAGUUAAAUUUAACAAAAGAUGCAAUAUCAGAGAGCAAGAUUAUCAAUUCAGUAGGCUUGGAUAUUAUAAAAGUUGCACAGACGAUUGUUGAUGCUGUGAUAAGACUUUGCAAAGAGUAUUCUCAAGCUGUAAAUGUGGAGUCCUGUGAUGCAAGAUCUGAAAAUGAUAAAUUCGACAGCAAAGAGCCUAUAGUUAUGAACCAUGUUGCAAACAUAACAAAAUGUGCCGUAGAAAGAUUGUCUGAAUUGGGCAUCCUGGCUGCAAGUGGCGGUGGGACUCUGGUAACAGUACUAAAUGUGUCAUGGAAAGGUGUGGUUUCCUUGCUUCAGCUUGGCAAGGGAGCAUUAUCAGUAAAAGUGAAUGCAGCAGAUAUUAUAGUGACUUUGAUUUCACUGGUCAAUGAAUCUCUUAGAUGCACAGCUGAAGCUUGGUCUUCUUCACUGAAGGAAGCCAUUUCUGUAAAUGAAGCCAGAAGAACUUUUGUUCCAGUGAAAUUUUACCUGAUUAAUGCUAUAAAGAUAGCUUCCCUCUUUCCUAGUCAAGCAUAUACGGUAUACAAAGAGAUUACGCUUUGUGUAGUGAUGAUCUCAAGUUUAAGAAUUUCACUGAGUCAUGAAAAAGGUUUGAAAGUUGCCAGCGAAGUUUUGACAGAACUUCUGGAGAGAUCUUCUUUGGAUUUACUUAAUUCUUUACUGAAUUCAGCUCUUGUCAGACAGGAGAAGCUUGAAAUUCUUGACUGGUUAUUUACUGAGGAAUGUAACUUGAACCCUAUCCAUGGAGAUCCAAGUAGUAACUAUAGGGCAGCUUCGAUUGAUGAAAUCUUUUCUCUGAGUUGCGAAGCGAUGUCUGGGGCAAGAAUGUUAUUGCCCGGUCGAGUUGGAUUGUUUCUUAGUUUUCUUAUGUAUUCUCCUGAUCUUGAAGAAGAUACGAAAUUUGCAAUAACCAGAAAGCUUGGUUGGUUUUUAGAAGUGUUAACAGAUGAAGAGGUGUAUUCUUCCAUUCUUGUCUCCCAAAUUCCAGUAUUAUAUAGUUCUGGAAAAACUGUUGAACUAGUCUGGGAGACUCUGUUUUCAGCUCUGUUGCACGCUUUAAAAACCUUCAUGAUUGUAGUGUCUUCAUGUCGUGCUUGGGAGGAUUUUAUGUUUUUCCUGUUUGAAAAUUUCUUCCAUCCUCACUUUCUUUGCUGGGAGAUUGUGAUGGAACUUUGGUGCUUUUUGGUGUGUCAUGCUGAGGUAGACUUAGUGAAUGGUAUAAUCGAUAAACUUUGCACAUUGAUGAAGUCUUUCGUAUCUUCAGAAUCUGUUAUUGUUCCUGGUUCUACCCUAAGAAAAAUGGCACGAUCAAUUUGCGUGCUUCUUACUUAUAGUGGACAAUUUUUGGUAGACAAAGUUUACAAUUAUGUUGCCAAUGAAGACAGAUCUCAAUCAUCAUCAAUUAUGUUUCUUGCUCUCCUUUUGGAAGGUUUUCCGAUAAAUUCUCUGUCAGAUAAUAUAAGAAGUUUUGCCAAACAAAAAAUCAUUACUGAUUAUUGUAACUUCAUUGAGAGAUUUGCUGACAAAUCGUUCAGUGCCUCCAGUUCUGGUGUGUUGGGAGUGCCAGUUUUUGCUCUAUCUGCUUCUUUGCCGUCACUCCAGGUCGGUAUAUCUGAUAUUGACAUGAAGACCCUGAAGUUUUUAGUUUCUACUAUCCGAAGCUGUAGAAAUCCUGCUGACCAGCUGAUGAAGAAGCAAUACUGUAAGCUUUUGAGUGAAACGCUUGGGAUUAUUUCGAAUAUGAAGCAUCUAUAUGCAUUUGAUGAGAUGGAGGAAGUCAUCUUGGAGCUUCAGGACCUGUUUAUCUCAGGAUCAACAGACUCAGAUAUUCAGGUGUAUCAAUGCAAAGCAGAAUUGGCUCUUUUUAUGGCAGGAUUUGGUGAGGUGGAGAUGUCAGAAAGUGAUGAUUGUGCUAAGAGCUGUGCUGUGUGGAAGUUGUACCACAUGCUCUUCCAAGACCGGCAUUGGGCACUUGUUCAUCUGGCACUUGCAGCGUUUGGCUAUUUUUCUGAACGUACCACUUGCAAUCAGUUGUGGAGAUUUGUGCCCCAGGAUGCUGCUCUUUCAUAUGAUUUGGAGUCUGGAAAUGAGCCAAAUGAGGAGAGAUUUAUGUCUGAGUUCAAGGCAUUUCUUGAGAAGGAACUGGCUCUUCUUACAGUUACACAUAGAUCUGAGCAGCUUGGGUUGUUAGUGAAGGAAGGUUUGAUGCUUAGAGAAGUAGUCCAAAAUAUUUCAAAUAUGGAGUCAGAACCAAUGGAAUGUCAAAGCAUGGAACUUGAUGGUGAAAACCAAUCUAAUAAGAGAAGAAAACUUCCUGAUGAAUUAAGUAAAGGAAUGGAAUUACUACGGAAUGGUUUAAAAGUUAUUGGUGAUGGCAUUUCCCAUUGGCAGCAAAACCAGUUUGACUCCACUGAACUUCAGGAGAAGCUUUUGGCAUCCUUUUCUCGUCUUGAAGAUGCGAUUUCUCACCUAGCAGGCCUGACGGACAGUGGCUAAGUUGUGGUUUUCAGCUCUCCGCUCGUAAUUUGCUGCAAUGAUAUAACAGGGUUCUGAAUUUAUGUUAUAUGGCAGGCUCUCUGAGGAUUAUAAGCGAACUGCGUUCUAAGCAUGAUGGAUAUGGCUUCCGCAGAUAUGUCAGACUAACUAUCUGUUGGCUUCAGGAAGCCAUAUUUGACGUUCCAACGGAAAUAGAACCAUUUCUCAAACCUUACAAGGUAAUCUAAUACAAGUUCUCUAUAAUAUUGGUCGGUCAUAUUGAAACCAUUACCAAUGAGUGUUGCAGUCGUAGAAUGAUGUGGUUGCAUUUGCAUGAAAAUUUGUCAAGUCUCACUUUGAAUAUUAUGUAUAUGGUCUGAGGAAUCGUCCUGUGUGGCACCUAAACAUGUCUUCAUAGAGGCACGAUUUUUAUGUAUCCUACACUGACAUUUAAUGUGGAUAUUCCAAAGAUAGGAAAUGGAAG
Messenger RNA from Pistacia vera, 3193 nucleotides. RefSeq lists its product as uncharacterized. NCBI's taxonomy places the organism in Eukaryota, Viridiplantae, Streptophyta, Magnoliopsida, Sapindales, Anacardiaceae. The record is from RefSeq and is a predicted model, not a curated record. The coding region runs from base 7 to 2730 and encodes 907 amino acids. The transcript is spliced from 4 exons.